Bufo bufo (common toad) is the source of this 1791-nucleotide messenger RNA. It is a transcript of the gene UBE2H, whose product is annotated as ubiquitin conjugating enzyme E2 H. Gene Ontology annotation, biological process: protein polyubiquitination; ubiquitin-dependent protein catabolic process. Bases 368 to 919 code for a protein of 183 amino acids. Lineage: Eukaryota; Metazoa; Chordata; Amphibia; Anura; Bufonidae. The record is from RefSeq and is a predicted model, not a curated record. The transcript has 7 exons. Gene Ontology annotation, cellular component: nucleus. Gene Ontology annotation, molecular function: ubiquitin conjugating enzyme activity.
CCCUCCUCCCUCGUCUCUGUUUUUAAGUCUUCCUCCGCGACCGACGCGUCACUAUUUGGCGAGGUCACGUGACAGCGGUGCUCGUAGUCGGUAGUAUUAUUUAUGUGUUCAAGAGGAGUCCCCAACGAGCGAAGACACCGGUGGCGGCAGUGACAGCACCGACAGCGGAGCCUAAGGGGGAAGCGACGCUGAGGCCCAGCCCCUCAGUCACAUAUAUAAACACCGAUCGAGACUGAAGCCCCGGUUAGCUGAGCCCCCGGGGAGAAAAAAAAAAUAAGUCCAGCGUUCUCUGUCAACGACCACCGUAUUUUACAGCCCUCAGCACUGCAACCAACGGAGUGGGAGACCCCGGGGGGGAGCUGAAGCCAUGUCAUCUCCCAGCCCGGGCAAGAGGCGGAUGGACACGGAUGUUGUCAAACUUAUCGAAAGCAAACAUGAAGUUACUAUCCUAGGAGGCCUAAAUGAAUUUAUAGUGAAAUUUUAUGGACCACAAGGAACACCAUAUGAAGGUGGAGUGUGGAAAGUUAGAGUUGACCUUCCUGAUAAAUAUCCUUUCAAGUCUCCUUCUAUAGGAUUUAUGAACAAAAUAUUUCACCCAAACAUCGAUGAAGCAUCAGGUACAGUGUGUCUAGAUGUCAUCAAUCAAACCUGGACAGCUCUGUAUGAUCUUACCAAUAUAUUUGAGUCCUUUUUGCCCCAGCUGUUGGCCUACCCAAAUCCAAUAGAUCCACUUAAUGGAGAUGCUGCAGCUAUGUACUUACAUCGACCAGAGGAGUACAAACAAAAAAUUAAAGAGUACAUCCAGAAAUAUGCAACAGAAGAGGCGCUUAAAGAACAAGAAGAGCGCACAGGAGAUAGCUCAUCUGAAAGCUCAAUGUCUGACUUCUCGGAAGAUGAAGCCCAGGACAUGGAGUUGUAGUAGAUACAAUCUGCUUUUCGGAAGCGAAAAACAAAUACAAAGACUUAUUUCCUAACCCAGAAAAGCAGACUAUAAUAUUCAUAUUUAAACAAAGCAAUUUUUUUAUUACUAAACAAGGUUUUUAUGAAUAAUAGCAUUGAUAUAUCAUCACCCUUUAGGUCUUGAUUUUCCUGAUCAUUUUGCAACCCAAUGUUCAUAGCGUAUGCCCCUUGCCCGCCCCCCCCCCCCACAUUCCAUUUUGGUAGCUGUGUGCAUGAGUUCAGCAGUCCAACGUUGUACGCUACUUGAACUGAGGAAAAAGACCACAAAUAACAAUUCUGACUGCUGUGAUACAUAGUUUUCAAGUAGUAUUGUCCUCUUUACCAACACCCUGCCAAGUGGAUCAUGCCUCGGACUCUGCUGGAGUAGUACGUUCUCUAAACCCAUAUGGUGUACAUUGAGGCAAAUUGUGCACGAGGAAAACAAACUUCCAUGGAAUGUGUGCUUUUUGGGGCACUAGUUGGUGUUGCUCUUGUCCCUUCCCAGCCCCUUUUUUUGUUUUAAUACAAAUUUAGUUAAAAAAAAAAAAAAGACUUAAAAUGGCCCCUAUGAAUGGGUUUCAUACAUGCCUGUUGUCCGUUUUUAAUUACAGUUUUUUCAUUUUUAAUGUUGAUUUAUCACCCUUCUUUAAAGCCAAGAGGGCUGAGAGUAUGACAAUGUUUCAUUUGAUAAUAUGGUGAUGUGUUCCAUCUUGUAGGAGUUGAUUCAUUUGGAGAUGGUGUUGGGGGUGUGCGGAACCAGUGGUGAAGUGACCCAUUGCUGUUGUUUCCCUUUAGAGAAAAGAGGGUGGUGAAUUGUAUGACCUAAUUUACUUUCAAAUAUAGAGACAACUU